Messenger RNA from Contarinia nasturtii (swede midge), 1306 nucleotides. RefSeq names its product acanthoscurrin-2-like. The transcript has 5 exons. The record is from RefSeq and is a predicted model, not a curated record. NCBI's taxonomy places the organism in Eukaryota, Metazoa, Arthropoda, Insecta, Diptera, Cecidomyiidae. The coding region runs from base 254 to 823 and encodes 189 amino acids.
GUGAAUGAACACAUCAAUUUUGUUUUACGAAAAAAGCACGACAUAUACUCUAGGUCGUCAUCUCUUUUCGUAUAUAAAUAAUCAGCGUCGUCAUCAUCUGCAGUAGUUUUAAAACGAACGCUCAUUAUACCACAUCAAUCAGCCAACAAAGGCACACGUGUAAAUAGUGCCAAUUCUAAAAAGUGAAUUAUAUCUAAAACGAUAUUUGCGUCAGAAGAUUCCAAAGAAAUAGAUUUGAACAGUUUUAUCGAAUAUGAAAGUGGAAUUCAUUGUGUUGAUGUGCUGCUUAGCACUCACUUAUGCAGAAGAAGCACGUACCACUCUUGAAAAUGUUGAAAGUAGCGAAGCUGUACAAAACAAAGUUAAUUCAUUGCAGCCUUUAACGCGAAGGGCUCGAUUGAUUGGUGGUUUGGGCGGAAUUGGUGGUGUCGGAAUAGUUGGCGGCGUUGGCAUCGUCGGAGGUGGAGUCAAAGGUGGCCUUGGUGGCCUCGGUGGCCCAGGAUUUUAUGGUCCAGGUGCUUACAGUAACUAUGGCGGUUAUGGAGGCUAUGGUGGUGGCUACGGCGGUGGAUAUGGCGGUGGCUACGGCGGUGGAUAUGGUGGACCUGGAAUUUAUGGAGGAGGCUACGAAGGAGGUUAUGGAUAUCAACAGAGCAGCUACAAUUACGGCGGUGGAUAUGGCAACUAUGGAGGUGGUUUCGGAGGACCGGGACUUUAUGGCGGCGGUGGUCCAGGACUUUAUGGCGGUGGACCCUAUGGAGGCGGUUAUGGCGGCGGUUAUGGAGGCGGUUUUGGAGGUGGCUAUGGCGGCGGUUAUUAUUAAAAGACAUUUAGAAAUGAAAGUAUAUUUAUGGCCUUUAUAGAAUAGGCGGAUCUUGUCGUAACAAGAAAAACAAUGAAACAAUCCGAACAGUAAAUUGAAUAAAUUUACAAUUAAUAUUAGUUAUUACAAAGAGAUUCAUUCAGGUUCAUUAAGAAUUAUUUAAAGAUUUUUAAAGUUAAAAAGCAACAAUCAUAUAUUUUCAACUGGUUGUACAUAGCUAUACUUUAAAGACAAAAUCAAUUGGCCUGCUUAGUAUUUGAGAGAAAAAAAAUUGUUUAUGGACAGUACAAAAUAUAGUGAAUGUGGCAGCGCUUCAAACACUCACCAAAUGCAGCUUCAGUACUUAGUGUUGAUGUGUUCCGAAUUGUUAUAUUUCCCUAUAAGAGUCGUAAAAUAAAAAAAAAUGAUGCAACUGCACGGCUUAAUUUUAUUAAAAAAAAACCUGAAAACAUGCAUCGUAUUAAGAGCUUUUAUAAAUGAAAA